GCAAUUUAUUUCGAUUCAAAUUUAAAACCCAAGUUCAACUAGAAAAACACUAUCAACUGAUUCAAAAACGACUUAACAUAGCUGAAAAUAAUUUAAAUCAAUAUAAACAACAGCCAAUUCAUGAAUCAAUCGAUAUCAAUACACUAUCAACAAUUAUGACUGCAUUUGUUCGUCAAGGUCAACAUAAAUUAUGUGCAGAGUUUGAACGAAAAAAACUUAUAUUACAAUUUGAUGCCAUUGAUCAUCGUUUAAUUAAAACAUUUUAUAAUUUAAAUCCC
This is a messenger RNA of Rotaria sp. Silwood2, 278 nucleotides long. The record is from the annotation of a GenBank genome assembly. NCBI's taxonomy places the organism in Eukaryota, Metazoa, Rotifera, Eurotatoria, Philodinida, Philodinidae.